Messenger RNA from Rotaria socialis, 240 nucleotides. The record is from the annotation of a GenBank genome assembly. NCBI's taxonomy places the organism in Eukaryota, Metazoa, Rotifera, Eurotatoria, Philodinida, Philodinidae.
AUGAGUGACAAACCGGAUGAUGAAAUCGAUCCUCAACCAGCUGAUUUAUUAAAAGAUUCAACAUUAAAUUCGAUUGAUGAUAACAGUCAAUUUAAAUAUGAUGAUGAGUCGCAAAGGCUUUCUUGUGUUGGUUCGCAUUUUGAUGAUAUUCCACCAAGUAUUAUUGAAGAAUUUUCAUAUCUUAGUACAAUUGCGCAAAAUCGUCUUGAUGAAGAACACGAACGUUAUAUUGCAACAUAA